AUGCGUUUCUUCUCCAUCGCUGCUGCCCUCUCCGCGGCCACUGUCGCGCUUGCCCAGGAAGCCGCUCGCUACGGUGCCCUCACCGUCGAUAGCGGCAGCAACAUCAGCGCUGGACAGACGCUGUCCCUCACCUACAACUCCACCGUUGCGCGCUACACGCCCAAGACGGUGGAUUUUGUCCUGCAGGGGACGAGGACGAAUGGCAACCAGACGCCGUACGUUAUCCUUGAGCGCAACGACUACUCCGCGGACCAGAAGGUCCUGCAGAAGGACAUCACGUUCCCGGACGUGAAGAAGGCCAUCGGCGACGAUGUCUCCAACUGGCUGGUCAUCGCGUACAUCACGUACAACUACGACGAUUCCAACCCGCCCGUUGUUCUCUCGGGUGGCACCACGGCUCCCAUUACCAUCGUUUAAUCACGGAAUAAUACAGCAUCUCAUGCUAUGGACAGUACUAGUGGACCCUGGAUUCGGGCACUUACAUUGUUACAAUCCCGCCAUAAUUAUCCCCAACCUCACGUGCUUGUCACGGACAACGUUCGUGAUCUGGUGACAGAUUGAGUGAUGCUGUGACUAUCGCGCCUUGACUUCAACCAGCCCUAUCGCUCUCCUUAGAGUCUUCAGAGAACCCUCCU
This is a messenger RNA of Schizophyllum commune H4-8, 635 nucleotides long. RefSeq lists its product as uncharacterized. The coding region runs from base 1 to 417 and encodes 138 amino acids. The record is from RefSeq and is a predicted model, not a curated record. Lineage: Eukaryota; Fungi; Basidiomycota; Agaricomycetes; Agaricales; Schizophyllaceae. The transcript has 4 exons.